AUGGAACCUUCGCACAGCAAACAGACCCAGACCAAAGCCGAUUCUUCGUAUUUUGGGAUGGAUACUUCGGAGCUUCUCCGUACCUUCACCAGACUUGACGCCCGAGCACUUCGAGCAAAGCGAGCUCACGCAAAACUGGAGCUAGACCACAGAGCCACUCAAGCAGCUUUGAAGCAAGCCACCGAUGAGCUUGACCAAGUUUCCAGGCUGGCAGAGAUCUUUUACGACCUCCCCCUAAGAUUAGUGGACCAGAUGCUAGGGGCUCGGGCAGCCAGCGGGAACGGUCAAGAUCGGGGGUCGGCCGACGCAAUUCUUGAUGCGGUGUUGAAGCAAAUCAAGAAACUGGAAUCAGAAAGUACAGGAAGCAGUUUUAAUGAGGCUGAGGCCAACGCUAGCGCAAGUACUGCGGCGACGGACAGUUGA
Penicillium antarcticum is the source of this 423-nucleotide messenger RNA. RefSeq lists its product as uncharacterized. The record is from RefSeq and is a predicted model, not a curated record. The transcript has 2 exons. The coding region runs from base 1 to 423 and encodes 140 amino acids. Lineage: Eukaryota; Fungi; Ascomycota; Eurotiomycetes; Eurotiales; Aspergillaceae.